Messenger RNA from Gadus macrocephalus (Pacific cod), 2657 nucleotides. RefSeq names its product potassium voltage-gated channel, Shal-related subfamily, member 2 (gene kcnd2). The record is from RefSeq and is a predicted model, not a curated record. Gene Ontology annotation, cellular component: membrane; voltage-gated potassium channel complex. Gene Ontology annotation, biological process: protein homooligomerization; potassium ion transmembrane transport. The coding region runs from base 265 to 2007 and encodes 580 amino acids. Lineage: Eukaryota; Metazoa; Chordata; Actinopteri; Gadiformes; Gadidae. Gene Ontology annotation, molecular function: protein binding; A-type (transient outward) potassium channel activity. The transcript is spliced from 6 exons.
CUGAGCGGCUCUCAGUCGCUCCGCCGUCAGAGCGCGCGCUCUACCGCCACCGGAAUAACACUUUCAUCUGUAUUAUUAUAUAGUUUACAAUUUUAGAAUUAUGAUAUAGUUUACAUUUUUAGCCCAUUAUGUUCCGACAUACUUUCCUAUGCUGUGGAUCCACGCGUUGAGAAAAUCAUGGCUUCCCUUCUCCUUUGCUGUGUCGCUCCGUAACCCCCAGACCUCCUAGAGCCCAGCGAUCCGAGCGCAGCAGCCUACUUCACCAUGGCGGGCGGGGUCGCGGCAUGGCUGCCGUUCGCCCGGGCGGCCGCCAUCGGUUGGAUCCCCGUGGCCAGCACGCCGCUGCCCACUCCCACCAACGACAAACUCCGGACGCACGACCGCCUCAUCGUGCUCAACGUCAGCGGCACCCGGUUCCAGACGUGGCGCAACACGCUGGAGCGCUACCCCGACACCCUGCUGGGCAGCUCGGAGCGCGACUUCUUCUUCCACGACGAGAACAAGGAGUACUUCUUCGACCGCGACCCCGCUAUCUUCCGGCACAUCCUCAACUUCUACCGCACUGGAAAACUGCACUACCCGCGGCAGGAGUGCAUCUCGGCCUACGACGAGGAGCUGGCCUUCUUCGGGAUCAUCCCCGAGAUCAUCGGCGACUGCUGCUACGAGGAGUACAAGGACCGCCGGCGGGAGAACCAGGAACGCAUCCAGGACGACGAGGAGAGCGACCAGACCAAUGAGGCGGUCCCGCUGGACAUGAGCUACCGGGAGCGCAUGUGGCGCGCCUUCGAGAACCCGCACACCUCCACCAAGGCGCUGGUCUUCUACUACGUCACGGGCUUCUUCAUCGCCGUGUCGGUGCUGGCCAACGUGGUGGAGACGGUGCCGUGCGCCAGCGCCCAGCGCCGGUCGAAGGAUGUGGCGUGCGGCGAGCGCUACGCCCUGGCCUUCUUCUGCCUGGACACGGCGUGCGUGAUGAUCUUCACCGUGGAGUACCUCCUGCGACUGGUGGCGGCGCCCAGCCGCUGGCGCUUCGUGAAGAGCGUGAUGAGCGUGAUCGACGUGGUGGCCAUCAUGCCCUACUACAUCGGCCUGGUCAUGUCGGACAACGAGGACGUGAGCGGCGCCUUCGUCACCCUCCGGGUGUUCCGCGUAUUCCGCAUCUUCAAGUUCUCCCGCCACUCGGCCGGCCUGCGCAUCCUUGGCUACACACUGAAGAGCUGCGCCUCCGAGCUGGGCUUCUUGCUCUUCUCGCUCACCAUGGCCAUCAUCAUCUUCGCCACCAUCAUGUUCUACGCCGAGAAGGGCUCGACCGCCAGCAAGUUCACCAGCAUCCCCGCCGCCUUCUGGUACACCAUCGUCACCAUGACGACCCUGGGGUACGGGGACAUGGUUCCUAAGACGGUGAUCGGUAAGCUGGUGGGCUCGGUCUGCUCGCUCAGCGGCGUCCUGGUCAUCGCCCUCCCGGUCCCGGUCAUCGUGUCCAACUUCAGUCGCAUCUACCACCAGAGCCAGCGCGCCGAGAAGAGGCGGGCCCAGAAGGCGUCCAAGGAGGCGGGCCAGGCUCUGGUCAGCAACGUCAACCCCGCCCUGGAGGUGCAGCGCCUCCACCUGCUGCACUGCCUGGAGCAGGCCACGAACCACCGCUUUGUGGAGCGGCCGUGCGAUGGCGGCAGCGGCCUGGAGAUGGACCUGGUGAAGCAGGGGUCUCCGUCCUCGCUCUCCUCCGGCUCCCCGGGGGGCUACACCUCCUGCUGCUCCCGGAGGAGCCGCGCCCCCCUGGGCCUGCGGGGCUCCUCCCUGCCCUCCCUGCAGGAGCUGAGCACCAUCCGCAUCGCCGACAGACCCUCCUCCAACAGCCGCUCCAGUCUGAACGCUCCGUUCCAGGAGACGGUUCCUCUGACCUGUGGCGAGGAACCCGCCACGCCACAGGCCACGCCCCAGGCCUCGCCCCGGGCCCCGCCCCACGGCUGCCCCCUGGACAGCGUGGUCCGGGUGUCGGCGCUCUGAGGCCCACCCUACCCGACACAAGAAGACCCACGUUCCCUGCGCAGAGACGUGACCACGCCCCUUUGCUGCUCGCGGACCUUAGAGCGAGCGCGGGGGCGUCGCCCGUCUCUGCGGAGGAACGCGGGGAGUGACCGCUGAUUGGUCGCGCACGGCACAGGCCUUCAUCUGUGACGAAGGGUUUAGUUUUGUUUUUGGACUGCAGGACCCCACGUGGACAUAAAGUCUGCCCCCCGUGGACCCCGAACAGUGGUCCGAUGGUCGAGAAGCGCCCGCCGCUCCUCAGCGGGACGUUGGAACGCUCUCAACGCCUCGUCCACGGGGCGGGACGGUGAGGCACCGGGGCACGUAGCGGUGAAUCGAGCUGAAGAACGCUGCUGCAGAGAUAACACCACACUAGGGCUCUGGUGAGGAGAGAGAGGACUCUACUGCCCCCAGUGAGACACCAGGGGGCAGCACAGAGAGGACUCUACUGCCCCCGCUGAGACACCAGGGGGCAGAAGGGAGAGGACUCUACUGCCCCCAGUGAGACACCAGGGGGCAGCAGAGAGAGGACUCUACUGCCCCCAGUGAGACACCAGGGGGCAGAAGGGAGAGGACUCUACUGCCCCCAGUGAGACACCAGGGGGCAGCACAGAGAGGACUCUACUGCC